Dermacentor andersoni is the source of this 3074-nucleotide messenger RNA. NCBI's taxonomy places the organism in Eukaryota, Metazoa, Arthropoda, Arachnida, Ixodida, Ixodidae. The record is from RefSeq and is a predicted model, not a curated record.
AUGGAGGAACGAGACCAGUGGGGAAGCAAAUGCACUUUCCUCCUCUCCCUCAUCGGAAUGUCCGUCGGAAUGGGAAACGUCUGGCGGUUCCCGUACGUCGUCUACGACAACGGCGGUGGGGCAUUUAUUAUUCCGUACAUCACACUCACGAUGAUCGCCGGAAGACCGAUGUACCUGCUGGAGCUCAUCCUGGGCCAAUUCUCCGGAUACGCACAGACAAAAGCCUUCGAUGGAUACCCGAUAGCAAAAGGCAAGCUGCAAGAGCGUGUUCACGUGCCUGCAAUUUCAUCAUCCUUUAUUUAUUCCUUUCUUUCUUUGUUUCUUUCUUUCUUUCUUUCCUAUUUUCUCAUUCCGAAAGUUUUGAGAAACUCGCUCUUCGUAAAAUUAUUAAAUGGUAUAUACAUGCAAGAACUGUGCCCACUGCAUGUACAAAACGACAAAACAUGCAGUCGAAGGGAACACCUCAGCGAACUGCCUGUUCAAGGCGUUGCGCCACUUCAUCUUCCGGAGCAUUGCGUGGGUUGGGCCAUGGUGUACGCCUCGGUGUCGCUGGCAGUCUUCAACAGCAUGGUGCUGGCCUACGUCAUCAUUUUCCUCUACUACUCGCUGGGGGGCACGACGACGUUGCCGUGGACGCAGUGCGACCCCUCUUGGGCCGACGAACAGUGCUACGUCAAGGAGGAAGGCGUUUUUUCCUGCAAGGAGGUGGAGCAGAUGGCGCUGAACAAGUACAAGCCAGAGUGGCUGUUCAAGUUGACGCCACAGGGUUUGGCUCGCCUGCACGAUGGAAACGACACCUCGAACCGCACCGUCUUCGAGGGAAGGCCGUUCGCCAGCAGCUGCAUCAAUGCCACUCAAAUAUCGUCGUACCAUUUUUUCUACAAGAAAGUGCUCGGGUUCAGCCCCCAUAGCAGAGAACAAGGUUCGUACCAGGCCCACCUUCUGCUCGCCGUGGCCCUUGGCUGGUGCUGCGUGUUUGCCUGCGUCCACGAUGGCAUCAGGUCGCUGGGAAAGGUCAUCUACAUCACCACCACACUGCCGUUCGGGCUGCUGCUCAUCAUACUGGCGCGAGUCCUCACGCUGCCAGGAGCGUCUGUGGGGCUCAAGUUCUUCAUCGUGCCCAAGUGGAGCGAAGUCCUGUCUGUCACGCUCUGGAGGAGAGCCGCCGAGCAAGUGAUCCUGUCGCUAGGCCUGGGCUACGGCACCGUCAUCUGCUAUGCCGGCUUUGGCAGGCUUCGAAACAAGCUCAGGAACGACCUGGAAGUAGUCAUCGCGACGCAGUUCUUCGCCAGCUUCGGUUUCGGCCUGGUCGUCUUCUCCGUGCUUGGCUUUCUGGCGUCAGAUCAACAUAUACAUAUCGAAGACAUCAUUACCUCUGGCUUCGACAUGGCCUUUGUGGCCUAUCCAGAAGCCGUGAGCCACUUCAGGAACGCUCCCCUGUGGGUGGUCUGCUUCUACGUGGCGCUGUUCUGCAUGGCACUCAACGCCCAGUGCGCCACCGUUGAGGCCGUGCUGAGUCCCGUGAGGGACGAGUUUUCCCCCACUAUGCGACCUCGCCGUUGGGUUAUAGCCGCCACUGGGUGCCUGGCGCUCAUGUUCUGCGGGUUGCCCAUCACGCGACACGAUGGAAUCUUCACAAUGAAAAUGAUCAACGGGUACUUCGGCGAUCUGUUGCUACCGAUGUUGGCGUUAUUCGAAAUGUGUGUCAUCGUCCAUGGAUACGGUUUAAUUCGUUUUUGUCACGAUAUUUGCUUUAUGCUCAAGAAAUGGCCGUCGUUUGAGCUAAGAUUUUCAUGGAAAUACACCUGCCCUGCCGUUCUCCUGGGCCUUUGCAUUACAAACGCCAUGUUCUUCGAGAAACUCAAGAUAGCCGGGUACGACCUACCUGUAUGGGCGACCGGCGUUGGUGUAACACUCGUAUUUAUAGGUCUGGCGAUUGUUGUUGCCUUCUGUGUGUACCACCUUUACGUCUUUGAAUGGGACUACGACGCGGCGAUGAAGAUCAGCGACGACUGGGGUCCUCGGGACCCCGACGAGAGGUUGCGCUACCACGCGUUCCUUAAGAGCCAGAACGUCGGAGCCGUGGUCACCCUGAACGAGGACGCGACCGACGCCCCCAGCCAGGGACAGUCCUCCGGCGAAGAAGGCGAAAGCCACAGUGGUGACCAGCGCCCCUCCGAUGUUGUCGGUGCCGAAGAGACACCUCCAGACGCAACGGCGGCCUCGUCGGACACGUGGGCGAUGCCCACGGCUCCUGGAGUUCACUGGGAGGGCGACGCGCAGCGUUCGGGCGCAGACCGCAGCGAGCGGCGCGGACCGGUGCGCACGCUAGUCGUCUCCAAGUCGGGCGUCAGCGUCGUCACCACGCCGCUGUCGGACGGCGAAGAACAGCCGCCCGAAGCCGGCAUCUCCUAGGCGGCUCUCUUUCAUUGUAGAUUUGUAAACGCUACUUCUCUUUUCGAUUUACUUAGAGACAUCAAACUCACGAAUUUAUCACGCCUUUUCUCGCUGCCAUUUUUUUCCCCGCCGACCAACUAUCCUGUUUCCUGGCCGUUAGUCGGACUAAGAGACUCUCGUAAUUCACUUUCGAAAACAAUCGUCUUUACGACGAUUGUUGUUGAUUUCUUUAUUGCUUUUCCUCUUUUUUUUCUUUUUCUAAAGAUUUUAUUGUCGACAUUCUGGCAGUGCUUUCUUUGUAACGUAGAAAAAUGCACUGCACUACGGAAACGCCUGUAAUUUCAAAUAGUCGUCCUUUCAUUCAUUCAUUCAUUCAUUCAUUCAUUCAUUCAUUCAUUCAUUCAUUCAUUCAUUCAUUCAUUCAUUCAUUCAUUUCUUCUUUCUUUACUCCUUUCUUUCUUCAGGCUCGUCGUUUCUGCGCACUGCAGAGCCGCAGAUACCUCAAGUGUUUGUGCCGUAUAAAUACAACAGGCUCCAAGCAGGGACGGUGUUCUUUCUGUGCAUGCAUGCCUUCAAGUGUGUCGUCUUUCCUUUCGAAAACAACAUUCACAUUCUUCGCCGUAAUCUAUAAAAUGUUAUGGUAUAUUACCCCCCUAUUAAUAUGAAGAAAACGGCUG